Molecule: messenger RNA, 2021 nt
Organism: Phyllopteryx taeniolatus (common seadragon)
Lineage: Eukaryota; Metazoa; Chordata; Actinopteri; Syngnathiformes; Syngnathidae
Gene: tbx22
Product: T-box transcription factor 22
Exons: 8
Coding region: 152-1591 (479 amino acids)
Biological process (GO): cell fate specification; positive regulation of DNA-templated transcription; regulation of transcription by RNA polymerase II
Cellular component (GO): nucleus
Molecular function (GO): DNA-binding transcription factor activity, RNA polymerase II-specific; RNA polymerase II cis-regulatory region sequence-specific DNA binding
Source: RefSeq, a predicted model, not a curated record
UGGAUGUACGGGAACAUCUUGGACAACACAUGGAAUGGAACCGGCUUAAUUGCGAAGCGAGAGGGGGAGAGCAGCUCCCUGCGGUGCUGAGGUUCUGCUGCGGCUCCUGAAUGCCCAAAAGCCGAGUCAAGAUUCGGACACAACUCGCGGGAUGUCGCUGGCCAAAAUGCAAGGUCUCAGCUCCAAGGCGCACGCCUUUUCCGUCGAAGCGCUGGUGGGGAGACCCUGCAAGAGGAUGAAAAUGUCAGACGCUGACGCUGACGCGAGCAUCUUUGCCGGAUCAGCAGCGUGUCCGCUCGCCCAGACGAAGCAGGUGGAUUUACAGGUCACGGAGGCCGAGGCGGCCGGGUUACCGAGCAAGCCCAAAGAAAGCGAGUGCAGUCCGGAUAGAGAGGUCCGGGUCGAGCUGCAGGGCUCGGAGCUCUGGAAGAGAUUCUUUGAGAUCGGCACGGAAAUGAUCAUCACCAAAGCUGGAAGGAGAAUGUUCCCAUCCGUUCGUGUCAAAGUGCGGAAUCUGGACCCAUGCCAGCAGUAUUACAUCGCAAUGGACGUCAUGCCCGUAGACUCUAAACGUUAUAGGUACGUUUACCACAGCUCGCAGUGGAUGGUGGCAGGAAACACAGACCACUCGUGCAUUUCACCGCGGCUCUACGUGCACGCAGACUCGCCGUGCGCCGGAGAGACGUGGAUGCGUCAGGUGAUCAGCUUUGACCGAGUUAAACUCACCAACAACGAGAUGGACGACAAGGGGCAUAUAAUUCUACAGUCUAUGCAUAAGUACAAGCCACGCGUGCACAUCAUCCAGCAUGACCCAAGGAUGGACUUGUCCCAGAUCCAGUCGCUGCCUGCUGAGGGAGUGUUCAGCUUCUCCUUCCCAGAAACCGAGUUCACCACCGUCACAGCCUAUCAGAAUCAACAGAUCACCAAAUUGAAGAUUGACAGGAACCCGUUUGCCAAGGGCUUCAGGGAUCCAGGAAGGAAUAGGGGAGUGUUGGAUGGUUUACUGGAGUCUUAUCCUUGGAGAAGCCCUCUCAGCAUGGAGUUCAAGCCAUUUGCCAUACAGCUUCAAGGCAGCCUGGGGUCCCCAACCAGCGCCGCUUCCCCACUGAAGAGUUUCUUUCCCCUCUCAUCGUCAUCAUCCCUUCUUUCAUUCUCAACGCUCUCCUGCCAGGACGCCGCUCUUCAAACUCUAGCGCUUCCUUUCUACGGAAAAGCUUCGACCAACUCCGCAUUGCCCAGCAGAGCCUUUUCCUCCCUGGGAGCAGACAGACUCAGAGGCCUGCCAGUGUCCCCACUAACAGACCCCCCGCUCUUCUCUAUGCUGCAGGGAAAAAAACGGGAUCCGGGUCUUUCUCGAUCGAGCCCUCCCUGCUUGAUCCCCCUCCCCGGCCCGCUCAGCCCUCAAGGAUCCGCUUCCUCUUUACUGCCUCAUCUAUCAGAAAGUGCUGGCCCAUAUUGUCUUUACCGCUAUAGCUUCCCCUUGAACCCUCAACUCACAACUAUUUCCCGACACAGCAAACUAGCUGAAGACAACACAGAGGCCCUACUGCGGCAACCUUCAUGGCAUCUGGCCACCAACCACCGUCUCUGACCGUCUCCAGCCCAAAUGACAGUAACAAGCCAAAGCAAAGGGUGCUGCUGCUCUCUGGGAAACACCCAUUAGAGGCAGUCAAGAGAGAGCUGUCACCGAAGGGAUUGUUUGUAUUUAAAAACUAUUUUGAGCACUGUGUCCGUGGUGCAAAUUGCCAAAGGAAAAAAAAAAUCAGAUCCGAAAGAAGUCUGCACUCAAAACCAAAACCUUCCAUUGGGCCAAUGUAAAUGUGUAACCAAAAAAAGCAUCUGACCUGUGGAGUAUAGUCUAUGUUAAACUAACUGAUAAAUACUGCAUGAACAAUUAUACCAGCAUUCCAAAAUAUAGAUUUGAAGGGAAGUCACUUUUACAAUAAUUCAGUUGGAUUAUACACUGGGGAACACAGUUUUUAUUGAGUUAGGUCGGACAGCUGUUUUUAACUAAUUUUUGG